This is a messenger RNA of Exophiala spinifera, 1707 nucleotides long. RefSeq lists its product as uncharacterized. The transcript is spliced from 5 exons. The coding region runs from base 1 to 1707 and encodes 568 amino acids. Lineage: Eukaryota; Fungi; Ascomycota; Eurotiomycetes; Chaetothyriales; Herpotrichiellaceae. The record is from RefSeq and is a predicted model, not a curated record.
AUGCGGUGGUUUAUUUUCAGCGUUCAAACUUUGUCCCUGCCCCUCGGCUUGGUCGCAGUACCUACGUUCAGCGGCCGUUAUGGCCUUGGUGCCGCACCACUAGCCCAUCUCCAGAACGGCACGUACUCUGGUGUUCACUCUCCCGAGUACAACCAGGACUUUUUCCUCGGGUUGCCGUUUGCUCAGCCUCCUGUCGGCGAGCUGCGCUUCAGAAAUCCUCGUCCACUGGAUACUAGCUGGUCCGGCGUACAGCAGGCGACAGAGUACUCAGCUGAAUGUGUUGGUUACGGAUCUUCCCAGAUGGGUUACAAUGUUAGUGAAGAUUGUUUGUAUCUCAAUGUGAUACGCCCAUCAGGCCGUGAUCUUCAUGAGAAACUGCCGGUUCUUGCUUGGAUAUAUGGGGGCGGGUUUGUCCAGGGCGGAGCACCAGAUCUGAGGUACAAUAUGUCCUUCAUUGUGCAACAUUCAGUCGACAUUGGACAACCCAUUCUCGCUGUAUCCAUCAAUUAUCGUCUUAGCGCUUGGGGUUUCUUGUCAUCCAACGAGGUACUUGCCCAAGGGGAGUCCAAUUUUGGUAUACGCGAUCAGCGCUUGGCUCUACAAUGGGUUCAAGAGAACAUCGCCAGUUUCGGUGGUGAUCCUACAAAAGUCACGAUAUGGGGCCAGAGCGCAGGGGCGAUGUCGGUCGGUCUCCAUUUGACCGCCUACAAUGGGCGCGACGAUGGUUUGUUCCGAAGUGCCAUCAUGGAUAGUGGCGGUCCGGUGUUCUCGUCGGCCCAAAACAGGUCCACUGAACGCUCGUACCAAAACCUGACACAGCAAACGGGUUGCGGUAAUGCAGGAGACAAGCUUCAGUGCCUUCGAGCUCUUCCCUAUGAACAACUUAACAAUGUUGUCAACACUUCGUCACUGUCUGGUGCUUUUGGCCCUCGAAUCGACGGCGACAUAAUCUUCAGCCACUCUUCACUACAACUCAGUGCUGGCCGAUUUGUUCACGUUCCGAUAAUAAUAGGUACAAAUUCCGAUGAGGGUACUUCCUUCAGUCCAACAGGAUUGAACACAACCCAAGACUGGCUCAAUGCGCUUAAUGCCUCCCGAAUUCCCAGCGAGUUUGCGCAACAGAUUUUGCAAGCUUACGCGGAUGAUACCUCGGUCGAGAUACUUCAAAACCUUCCACCAAACUAUGAACUCGGUCCUCCAUUGGGGGCAGAGUAUCGACGCGCUGCAACGUACUAUGGGGAUGCCACCUUCAUCGCUGGCCGGCGUCUAGCCUGCGAAACUUGGGCAGCGGCAGGGCUUCCAGCCUACUCUUAUCGCUUCAACGCCAUCCCCGCGUGGUCUCAUCAAGAACAAGGAGCAACUCAUUUUGUGGAAGUCGCGUUCGCCAUGCUAAAUCUCCAAGGUGUGGGUUACCCGCCUGUUCGCAUACCGCCAUUCCAGGGUAAACCAGAGAGUUACAAAGACUUGGCGAGGCUGAUGAGCGGUCAUUAUGUAAGUUUCGUGGCGAGCUUCGAUCCCAAUGCCUGGAGAUCAGGCUCAAACGCGGGUCCAUUUUCCGCUGUGGCUCCAUGGCCCGCCUAUAGUCUGACCAAUCCACAAAAUUUUGUGUAUGAUGCCAAUGUCACCAGCCACCUGGAAAGCGAUACCUGGAGGGCUGCAGGAAUUAACCUCAUCAACAGUGGGAAUCUGGCCGUGUAUGACCGAUAG